Clarias gariepinus (North African catfish) is the source of this 5921-nucleotide messenger RNA. RefSeq names its product golgin A1 (gene golga1). The record is from RefSeq and is a predicted model, not a curated record. The coding region runs from base 632 to 3109 and encodes 825 amino acids. NCBI's taxonomy places the organism in Eukaryota, Metazoa, Chordata, Actinopteri, Siluriformes, Clariidae. The transcript has 22 exons. Gene Ontology annotation, cellular component: Golgi apparatus.
GGAUGACGUGGUGAAGUCGGUUAGCAUGGAGGCUAACUGCUGAACACCUUGGUUAUAAUAACAAUAACAGCCCCACAGAGGGGUAAAAACACAGCGGCGGGGGCAGAUAAGAAGCCGGAAGUGUCUGUGAGGGGAGGGAAAUGAGUUUCCGGUAGUUGGUGUUAGUUUUCCACAAGGUAAGCUAAGCUAAUUGUUUGGAUUAGAGAUUAGCAUUAGCGGUGCAGCUAGCCAUAUAAUGUUAUUAGCGCUCAGUGUUGUUAGCUUUUAGCUCUUAGCCAAAGAAUAUAAACGUUUCCUAAGUGUCCAUAGUGUCCUCUAACUGGCGAAGUGCAUUAUGGGGCAAUAACCCCCUCAGCAAUGCAUUGUGGGUAAAUGUAUGCCCUUUAAACUGUGGACCACUGUGACUGACAGGUGUGUGGGUGACAACCCCGGAAGCCCCGCCCCCUUUUCUGCCCCUCUGGCACUGGAGACUCCUUCCUCCGUCCAGCCCUUAAGGAUAAGAGCGGAUUCCACGAGAGACAUUUUCGGAUGUUUGUGUUUCAGCGAGUGAUGAGUGCAGCGUUGUAAAGUCUCGUGUAGUGUGUGUGUGUGUGUGUGUGUGUGUGAGAGAGAGAGACACGUCAGAGCAGCCAUGUUCGCUAAGCUGAAGAAGAAGAUCGCAGAGGAAGCGGCGACGCCGCGCCCCGGACGCCUGCCCCGCUCCUACAGCAAAGAGUCCAUCACAUCAGUGGGAGCCGACUCGGGGGACGACUUUGCAUCAGACGGCAGCAGCUCCAGAGACGACCUGUCCUCUCAGAUCCUGCGUCGGAACGAUCAGAUCCGAAAGCUGGAGGCCAAACUGUCGGCGUCUAUGCGGAAGAUGCAGGAGCAGAACGAAAGCUUCCAGGCCAACAGAGCCAAGAUGGCAGAAGGCAUGGCAUUAGCGCUGGACAAGAAGGAUCAGGAGUGGAUGGAGAAGAUUGCCGCUUUAGAGAAGGAGAAGUCCUCGUUAACGGCGCGUCUGGAGCAGAGUCUGAGUCUGUUCCAGAAGAGGGACGAGCAGGACGAGCUCGAGGGAUUCCAAAUGCAGGAGCUGGCCAAAGUCAAGCACAUGCUGCUGCGUAAGGAGGAGCAGCUGAGUCAGAAAGAGCGAGAGCUGAAGCUGAGGGGAGAGGAGCUGAACGCGGCGCGUCUCUCGCUCGUCCAGACUCAGGAUAAACUCUAUGAGCUCGGGGAGGAGCACGAGGAAACCCGCGGCGCUAACGCACAGCUCCAAGCUCUCAGAGACAAGCUCCUGAGUGAGAAGGUGGAGUCUGAGAAGAGGAUCUCCGAUCUGGAGGCCAGAGAAGAGGAACUGCAGCAGCUCAUCCGACAAGUGUCUGAGGAUUUCCAGAAGGCUCAGAGUGAGACGAGAUCUUUACAGAGAAACAUGGAGUCUCUACGGUCUGAACACGAAGAGCUGAGACUGCAGCACGAGCAGCACAAGGGCAAGGCUGCCGUGACGGAGGAGGAGCGAGAACGGCUGGUGGCCGACCUGCAGGAGAAAGCGUCGUCUCUGGGGCGCAGGCUGGAGGCCAACCUGUCUCAGGAUGAACAUCUACAGGAGCUGCUCAAGGAGAAGUCGUUACUGGAGCAGAGGUUAGGGGAGGCCAGAGGAGAGCUCCUGGAGGAACGGACCAAUCACACGACAGCAGUGAGCUCACUGGAGCUACAGAUUUCCAGGCUGAACGCGAACGUCUCCGAGCUUCAGACACUCCUGAGACACAAAGACGACUCGUCCAGGUCGUACAGGGAGAGGACAGACGCGCAGAUAGCUGAUCUGGAACAAAGGCUGAGCGACGGCACUGAGAGGCUGAGGAAUUUGGAGCAGCAGCUGGAGGAAAAAGAGUCGCAAAGAGAGAAACUGCAGGCGGAAUGGACGGAGGAAAGGGAGCGGUUACAGCAGCAGGUCUCCACGCAGAGGCAGAGAGGACUGGAGAAAACCGCCAAGCUGGAGGAGGAGAUACUGGCACUGCGGAGAGAGAGGGAGGAGGAGAUCAGAGCGCAUCAGGACAGCAUGAGGUUACUAGAGGAGCAGAAGGCCACCCUGCUGAAGGACAAAUCUGAGAUGGAGAACAGGGUGGAGAAACUCAGCUCAGAACUCGAGAACUCCAAAGCGGAGUUGAGCAGCAGACAGACAGUGAGCGUGGAGAUCGCUAAAGCUCUGGAAGAAACACGGAAGCAGAGGGAGGAGCUCCAACAGCAGGUCAGCAGGAUGUCGGAGUGUGUGCAGAGGGCGGAGCAGGAAGUGAGUCGGCUCUCUGAGCAGGUGGGCGUAAAGGAGGCGGAGCUAAUCAGUCUGAGGACAGAUCUGCAGGAAGCCUGCUCCUCUCUGUCCUCACUGCAGACGGAGUGUGAGACGCUGCGUACGGACGCAGAGGAAAAGGACGCGCAGAUCGAAUCCCUGCAGCAGGACAUCCUCACACACACUCAGCACGCUGACACACACCAGUCCAAGGAGUGUGAGGUGCAGGGUGAGGUAGAAAGCGUGACGGCGCAGCUGCAGGAUGUGGAGGUGUGUGUGAGCGAGCAGAACGGGAGCGUCACCGUGGGCGACGUGGACGAGCUCCAGUUAGCAAACAAAGAGUUAGAGCAGCAACUCAGUGAGAAGAACAAGACGAUAAAGCAGCUGCAGCAGAGACUAACAGAGCUGAAGAGGACGCUACAGAAAGAGCUGAAACUGAAGCCAGACGCUGAUUCUGAGAGUAAGGAGAAGCUCCAGGAAGGGAAACUCAGCUCCGAGGGCCCGGCCCCGCCCACCGCGCCCGCUCCGGCCCCCGGCUACAGUCAGGGUUUGGGGCCCGCGCCGCACUCGUCCCAGACGAAGGUGACUAACAGCUCGGACCUGACGGACACACGGGAGAUCAACUUUGAGUAUCUGAAACACGUCGUUCUCAAAUUCAUGUCCUGCAGAGAGGCGGAGGCGUACCAGCUGAUCCGAGUCGUCUCGCUGCUGCUGCAUUUCACCCGAGAAGAAGAAGACAUGCUCAAGGAGACACUCGAGUACAAGAUGUCGUGGUUCGGCUCCAAGCCCACACCGAAAGGCAUCAUCCGGCCCUCCAUCUCAGGAACCCCAAGCAGCUGGAUGUGAGAGAGAAAGAGAGAGGGAGCGGAAUGACGCGGACUCGCCAGGAAAAAUAAUGAUCUUAAAAUAAAGAAUGAUGUUCCAGCGGCUGAUGGAGUCGAUGAAGCUCCAAGUGUCUCCUCUGGGUCGUUCCUCCUCCUCUGGGGUUCUUUGAGGCUUUGAAUCAACAACCAGCUCCAUGUUUUUGUUUUUGUUUUGUUUCCUUUCAGUCUUUGGAGUCUCUCCUCUAAAGUGGUGCGGUAACAUGGCUACGUCUAACUAACUACCUGAGGACUUUUUUUUUUUUUUUUAUUUCCCUCAAAAGCGAAACAUUUGCACGCUGUACAAACAGACUCACUUUAUAAUAAGAUUUUUUUUUCUUCUUUCUUCUGAUCCUUUCGCUCCAUGGAAGCUUUGAGGGGAAAAAACAACGGAUUGUUGAAGGAGCAGCAUCUUCCCUUUACCUGCUGUGUGUGUGUGUGUGUGUGUAAAUAAUGACCAAGCACAUUCCGUAUGUCUAUUUAUAUAACAAACUGUACAUAGAGAAUGUUUAUAAAUCAUCAGGUGUACAAAUCUUUUUGGCAUUAAUGUGCAUGGCGGACCUGAGAGCGGGGCGGAGCUAUACAGGGCGGAGCGAUACUGGGCGGAGCCUGGGACUGCAGCGGUGAAGCAUUAAUGCAUGAUCAGACUUAUGAUGAUUAACUCCACAGGGAAACUGGAUAUUUACCUGCACAAAGUGCAGCAUCAGGACCGUCACGGAGAAGCAGAAGGCCGAUGAUGAUGAUGAUGAUGAUGAUGAUGAUUAGGUGUGAACUCGGUGCUAUGUAAUCUAGCAAUCUAGCUGGGAAUAAACUCUAGGGACGCACCGGUUCAGGUUUCUCCUCCUGCCGUACGUUUGUUCUGGGAUUUUUCAUCUGCAUCACCUUUAGAUUUUUUUUUUUGCGCACUGAAACACUUGACAAAUUGAUUCUUUGAAAUUCUAAAAUUCUCUAUACAAUUUUUUUUCCUGACAAAAAUGAAAAACACUAUUUAUUUCCCUUUUUUUCCUUAAGUUUAAUUUUUCUAAAACUUAUUGCUAUAAUCAAAAUGAUAAUCAAACAGAUAUUGUUAUGUUGAAAUAAUUAAGAUCAACAUUUUGGGACAGGUCUGGUUCUAACACUUACAAAAUAAUAACUAAUACACGGAUUAAUACUUUGAUGAGGAUAUAAUAAUAAUUAUGUAAUGUACAGGACCCUUAACAUAUUCAACAUAUUUAAGAAGAAAAUUAUUUAUUUAUCUUUUUUCUUUACCAAAAACAGAUAAAUAAAUAAGAAAUUAAAAUUUCUAAAAAUGUACAAUUAUAAAUGUUUGAAUAAAUUUGUGGUAUUAAAAAAAUUUAAACCUUGGAAAUUCUCUGGUUUUGACACUUAAAAAGAAAUAAAUAUUUAGCAAUAUCUUAAGGAAUAAUAAUAAUAGUAACAAUGUUCAUGCUCCUAAACAUCAUUUAAGAAACAUUUUUUUCUCCCCAAAAAAGCAGCUCAAAUUUUAUCAUAAAAUCAGAAACAUUUAUUCGGUAGAAACUUCACAUUUCUACUGUUUAAUCGCAAAUUACAAUUUAUAUUUGGUGUAAAUUUUAAUCUAGAUAUCUUAUAAAAUUCUGAAACUUUUAACAGAUGUUUUGAAUAGAUUUGUGGUAUUUAAAUGCUCAUUAUUAUUAUUAUUAUUAUUAUUAUUAUUAUUAAACAUGCCACUGAACAAAUUUAAGAAAUUCUUGCUUCCUUUCCAAAAACAAUUCCAUAAAAGUUUAAAUUUAAAAAAGUUAUAUAACUGUAAUGCAGAUCAAAUACUAUCUUAAACAUAUAAUACUGUCAAGGUAAAACCUUUUUAAUUGCAAUUUUUGUAUAUUACGACUAGAGCAGCGCAAUUAAUCACAUAAAAUCUGGUUUAUUUCGCAGUACAGACCUGCGUAAUUAUUUAAUAAAUGUAUUACAGCCUUCAAUUUAUUACAGGUAGAAAACACAUAGUUGGGAAUUUAUGGAAAGCUUGUCAACAAUUUAGACAUUUGUUUGUUUAUAUAUAUAUAUAUAUAUAUAUAUAUAUGUUUUGUAGUUUUUUUUUUGACAUCACUAAUGACAUACUAUUUAAAGUUUUCCACUUGAAAAAGUUGUGACUAUUUAAGUGAUCUGGGAGGCGGGGCUAAACCUCUGAGUUCUGAAGGGGCGGAACCUAAAAAAACCAUUUUGAUUAUGUCAGAAUUUAAGAAGGAUCUGAAACUAAAUUAAAAUUAUUUUCUGUUGCACUUUCUUCCUGUAUAGUAAAAAAAAAGGCUUUUUGUUUGUUUGUUUUAUUUCUCUUUUGUUUCAGUCCUCGUUCCAAGACGUCCUUGUGAAUGUGGAUGUGUUCAGUGUUCAGUUUAACAGACGAAUCUAAAGUAUAAUCCUGUAUAUCAGACACUCUGUGGUGUUUUACACUAAUGAUUCUCAGAGUGAGAUCGGUGCGUCUCUAGAGAAAUCUCUGACUUUCAGAGCCGGUGUGAUGAUUAUUUAGGAUUUAAUUAAGUGACUAAUUUUUGCUCAUUAUCCCAUUUACAUUCGGUUUGGUUUCGCUAACCUUCUUCUUCCAUUUAUUUCAUUUGGAAAGUGCUUUUUUCCCCACUCCUGUGUGUGUGUUUUAUCUGAUCAGGUGUGAGCCAUCCUCCUGUUUAAGUCUGUUACGCACGUUUCUUUCCUUCCUUUGGUCCUGGUGUGUCCUGCUGUAACGAUCCAGAGCGCCAGGUCGCUAUCCGUAAUCGAGUACCACUACACGUCUGAUUUACAGUGGUCUGUCAAGAAACUUGAAUAAAUUAUCUUUUUGAUUUUCA